AUGACGUCGAAAGAUAUAGAGUCGAAAACAGCCUUGGAAUUGGAGGAUCUCAAAGAUGCACCCCACCGUGAUCCUCUUUUAGAAUUGUUUCCAAUUCUUCAGGACAAGACCCCCGAAGAGUUGGAGAAGUUAAACCGUUCUGUGGUCCGAAAGCUGGACUGGUAUUUCCUGCCAUGCAUUACAAUGAUUCUCUUGAUGAGCUAUCUUGAUCGUAUCAAUGUCUCCAAUGCCCGUCUUGCUGGUAUGCAAAGCGACCUUCACAUGUCAGAUACAGUGUGGUCUGCGGGCAUUUCUCUUUUCUAUGUUGGUUAUAUCAUUUCACAGGUGCCAGCAAAUGUUUUCAUCGCGAAGGGGAAGCCAAGCAUUCUCUUCCCCUGUAUUGCGCUAGUCUGGUCUGCGGUCACUAUCUGUAUGCCGGCUCUGACCUCCGGCUGGGGAUUUUGUCUCUGUCGCUUCCUGGUUGGUGUGGCUGAGGGCCCUUUCGUCCCGGCCGUUUCUCUGCUCACCUCAUCAUGGUAUACCAAGCAAGAAUCACCAUUGCGGAUGGGAAUCUGGCACGCGGGUAAUAUUAUCUCGAACGUUUUCUCUGGUCUUCUCGCCGCUGCCAUUCUCACCAACAUGGAUGGAAUAGCGAAACUUCGGGCCUGGCAGUGGUUCAUCCUUCUGGAGGGGAUCGUGAGUAUUAUAGUCGCCGUGACGGGCUUUUGGUUCAUCCCAAACUUUCCCAACAACACUGGUCGCCGGUGGUUCACUGAGGAAGAAGCCGCCAUGGCAGAAUAUCGACAAGUGGUCUCAGCGGGCGGAACCCGUGAAGACGAUGAAGGAGAUUACUGGGGCGGAGUGCUGCUCGCAGUCAAAGAUCCUUUUACAUGGGGCUUCGCUGCUAUCCAUUUUUCGCUUAUCAUCGCCCAAUCGUUCAAAGAUUUCUUUCCAUCGGUAAGCCCAAGCCAUGCAUAG
Messenger RNA from Aspergillus oryzae RIB40, 957 nucleotides. RefSeq lists its product as uncharacterized. The record is from RefSeq and is a predicted model, not a curated record. Gene Ontology annotation, molecular function: transmembrane transporter activity. Gene Ontology annotation, cellular component: membrane. Bases 1 to 957 code for a protein of 318 amino acids. NCBI's taxonomy places the organism in Eukaryota, Fungi, Ascomycota, Eurotiomycetes, Eurotiales, Aspergillaceae. The transcript has 2 exons. Gene Ontology annotation, biological process: transmembrane transport.